UAAGAACGCACAAGACUACUAGGAAGAUACAAUGCAUUCAUCCAUAUUCUGUCUUCUGGUUUUCCUUCAAUUUUCAGGAUGUUUAGGGACAUCCGAAAACGGUGCCAUUCCAAGGUUGGAAAAAAUGCUUUCGGAAUUGUUUAAAGAGAACGAGGCAAUAAAACUGAAAAUGGUCAAAAUCGAAAUCGAUAACAAGAACCUGAAUCAGAAGAUUGAAAAAGUUGUACUGGAAAACAAUCAGAUGAAAAAGGAAAUUGAGAAACAGUCUAGAGUUAAUUUCCGUCAAAGUGAAAAAUUAAGAAAUAUGGAACAUAUAAUUUCUGACUUACAAAAGUGUUCAAAAAAUUGCAAAAUUCUUAAAACCCUAAAAGGACACACCCUUUUCCAGAAAACAGAAUCAUGGAGACAAAACGGCAAUUAUUCGGAAUCUUUGAUAAAGAACAAAACGCAAGAACUCAGUUUCCACGAAAGAAAGAAUAUCAAUAACCACCAGCGUAGGAGGGUGCAAAGACUAUUGAUGACGGACAUUCCACCUACAACCACUGAUAGAAUUGCCUUCUUCUCUUACAUGUCCAAACCGGAAACCAACCUUGGCCAUCAUCAGACGAUCAUCUUUGAUGUUGCACACACAAAUGUAGGAAAUAACUACAGUCCUCAUACUGGCGCCUUUACUGCUCCCAGUCAUGGUGUUUAUGUUUUUACCUGGAAAGUAUAUAUUGCAUCAGGUGGAUAUGUCUACACAGAAUUAAUUCAAAACUCCAAUUCCGUUUGCGGGUCAUAUACUGGGGCACAGGAUGUUCAUAAUAUAAUUGCAUCAACAGAUGUUGUCGUUUUGGAAUUGAACCCGGGGGAUGAAGUUCAUAUUCGUACACCUCCAGACGCGAGUUUGAGUGGGACUCUAUACAGUACUCGCCAAUAUCGGUCUUCUUUCAACGGCUGGAGAUUAUUUUGAAAAUUACAAUACAUUGUGUCUGAAAAUUAAGUCAAUAAAGUUAA
Molecule: messenger RNA, 996 nt
Organism: Saccostrea cuccullata (small rock oyster)
Lineage: Eukaryota; Metazoa; Mollusca; Bivalvia; Ostreida; Ostreidae
Exons: 2
Coding region: 32-952 (306 amino acids)
Molecular function (GO): protein binding
Source: RefSeq, a predicted model, not a curated record